AUGGACACCUUCCGAGUCCGCCUCAACUGCGUGGACCACUACCAAGCGGUCCCGAUUGAUGGCCUAGAUCCUCCAGUACCUCUCGGUGUCGGCAGCGCGAGUCACAAUGACAAACCUCGAAUUUCGGUCAUUCGCGUCUUUGGCGCCACCCCAACCGGGCAGAAGGUGUUGUUGCACAUCCACGGGGCUCUGCAAUAUACCUACAUCGAGUACAGCGGCAGUCUGGUCCCCGACGAUGUUGACGUGGCUAUUCGUACCCUCCAGCUCUCUAUUGAUCACGCUCUGGCCGUGAGCUACCGCAAGAAUAUCUAUGAAAGGAAGCAUCGAUAUGUCGCACACAUCUCCCUUGUGAAGGGGGUUCCAUUCUAUGGCUUCCAUGUCGGUUACAAGUUCUACCUCAAGAUAUACUUGUUGAACCCGCUGCAUAUGACGAGGCUAGCCGACCUGUUGCGGGAAGGAGCCGUUAUGAAGAGAGUGCUACAGCCAUACGAGAGUCACAUGCAAUACAUAGCACAAUGGAUGUGCGACUAUAACCUAUACGGUUGUGGCUAUAUCGACUGCCAAAGAGUCAGGUUUCGCGCCCCGGUCCCCAGAUACGCCGAUCUGACCAACCCAUUGCACCAAUGGCACGAUCUUUCCAUUCCCUCCGACGCGAUCUUCGACGAUGGGCAACUGACCAAGCAGAGCCACUGUGCGCUCGAGGUGGAUGUGCACGUCGAGGGCAUUCUGAAUCGCAACGACGUCCACGCUCGCACACUUCAUCAUGACUUCAUUGAGCGCGUCCACCCCAUUCCGGCAGAUGCCAAGCUGGUGCAAAGCAUGGCCGGAUUGUGGAAGGAUGAGACUCGGCGCAGGAAGUUGAGGAUGGGACUUAAGGACCCGAAUAGCAGCCCCUUCCCUCCAGAGGUUCUGGUGUCAAUGUCAGCGGAUCCGAGAAACACGGCUGACGGAGGUUGGAUUCACGAACACGAAUUCCGUCAAAAAGCGGCCGAGCUUGCUGCUGAAGAGUUUGAAAAGAGUGACAGGCAAAACGUGUCUUUUGACACCUUUGUGAAAUCCACAUCCCUUGAAGACACUGUUCGCACAGCAUUAGAAAGCGUCGACGAUUUGUACCCUCACAGAAUCCAAUUGCUCCACCUGAGAAGUCUGAAUGACGAUUCGAAUGGUAAUAACCCCAUGCAAGAGGAUAACUCUCGACCUAUCGUUGAUCAAGCUCGAUCGGAAAAGUUUGGGGACUCAACAGGCUCUGACGUGGAUGGAGACAACUCGGAAGGAGAUUCUUCUGUCCGGUCACCACAAACAAAUGCUCACAACGACAUCAAACCCAGGGCUGCCGACAAGCAAGUCUCAAGUCCGAUCAGCUCCUCCGAAUACGAAAAGUACGGCAUUCGUCCUGCGGGUGAUGCGCAACACUUUGACGAAGACGCAUUUGAAGUACCACAAGAAUAUCUGAUCGAUCGAGCUGGAGGUACAAAUGGCACCAAGAGAGCACGCUUCGGAGAGGUACCAACAUUCCAACCGAGGAAGAAACACAAACACUUGGUUGAUGGUGAGAAUAUUUUGCCCGAUGUGGGAUUCUGGGAGUCGGAUGAGGACCCAGACUUCUCGAACGAGAUCAGUGAUUCUGAGCCAGGUGCGGAACCGACAGAGGAAGAGAUGCGAAAUAUCCCCUUGCCUCAGGCUACCAUCGACCGCGUGUCACUCGCAGGCCCGCACCGCACAUCAAAGAACGCGGCUGUGGAUGGGCCAAUCUCUGGAAGCCUCUCGCGGCGCUCGAUACUGUCUUUUCCCACGGUGAAAGAUCCCACGGAUCCUGCUACUAUACUUCGGCUUAGCCAGAAGAGCACUGCUUCGCAAAACUCCUCAAAGGCGUCUACGGGUGAACCUUCAAUCUCCCCUGCGACGCUGAAGACGCCUGCAAAGUCCAUAUUCACCGACUCAGAACAGACCCCCUUGCCGCCCGCCGUAGGUGCAGGUAUCGGGUCAUCUGGGUUACUCAAUAUCAAACUCCAAGGUUUUCCAAAAUGGCAGGCAGGGAACAGUGUGCACUUGUACAAACCUCGCCCGCCAAGUUUCAAACAGAUAGCAUCAACUAUGUGGGAGAAUGGUCUGCCUGAUGUAAUUUAUCAGGAAGCAUACUACAGUCAGGAGGAAGACGUCCCUGGCCAAUCCAGGGAAUAUGCUGGUCGCGAAUUCAAGCUCGAGAGUGCAACGGUGCCCUAUCUACCAGACUUUGAUGCUUCCGGAAAGUCCGCCGCAACAUUCGGCCGGAAGCCUCCUUCGUUACUGGAUUUUGCUGCUGAGAGAAUUCGCGACAAUCAGAGACGCAAAAGAUGCACUAUUUCUGAAUGGGUUAUUGCAGCGACUCCGCCUCGAAAUCUCGACGUUCUCUCCUGGCUGCAAGAAGAAACGCAGGCACAUAUUGACAACAACGGGUCUAAUAAACUUCGGACGCGUGGUGCCGCUCUUUCGCAGAUCGAUGGUCCAACGCAGAAGAAUGAUCAUGGCUUCAAAUAUUCUCAGAAGCAGCCCAGUACGAGCGUUCAGCAUGAGACACAGUAUAUGAAUGUGAUGAGCGUGGAGGUCCACGUCAACACUCGAGGUGCUCUGGCUCCAAAUCCUGAUGAAGAUGCCAUUGCUUGUAUAUUCUGGUGUGCGCAGACUGAUGACGACGAUGAUGGUAUUGACAACGAUGCAAGAACGGAUGGGCUCCACGUCGGAAUCCUUGCUGUUGCUGAUGAUAAGCAGGCUGCGGAAAGAAUUGCCCGCAACGUCCCCUAUCACGUUGAGGAAGAGCCUACUGAAUUGGAUCUUCUUACGAGAUUUGUCGACAUUGUGAGGCACUAUGAUCCCGAUGUUCUCACAGGCUAUGAGGUGCACAAUAGCUCCUGGGGUUAUCUCAUUGAGCGUGCGCGUGUCAAGUACGAUCUGAACUAUUGCGAUGAGCUGUCCAGGAUGAAAUCCCAAUCUCACGGACGGUUUGGCAAGGAAGACGACCGCUGGGGUUUCAACCACACUUCGACAGUUCGUGUCACGGGUCGACAUACAAUCAAUAUCUGGCGGGCCAUGCGCGGCGAAUUGAACUUGCUUGGCUACACUAUGGAGAACGUUGUGUACCACUUGCUACAUCAACGAAUACCUCACUACAGCUUUGCUGAUUUGACGAGGUGGUACAACAGCAAGAAUCCUCGCGACCAGGCAAAAGUCAUCGAGUACUUCAUAUCGAGGACAAAGCUCGACAUUGAACUUCUCGAAGCCAAUGAGCUGAUCCCGAGAACAAGCGAACAGGCCCGACUGCUGGGGGUCGAUUGGUUUUCAGUCAUUUCCCGUGGUUCACAAUUCAAGGUAGAGUCUUUGAUGUUUCGCAUAGCGAAACCGGAGAACUUCAUCUUGGUCUCACCCAGUCGCAGGCAAGUCGGGGGUCAGAAUGCAUUGGAGUGCUUACCGCUGGUAAUGGAGCCUCAAAGUGAUUUCUAUACCAGCCCACUGCUGGUUCUCGACUUCCAGUCCCUUUACCCCAGCGUCAUGAUAGCCUACAACUACUGCUACUCGACUUUCCUCGGCCGAGUCGUCGGCUGGCGAGGCGCGAACAAAAUGGGAUUCACAAAUUAUCGCCGGGAACCCAGAUUACUAGAGCUACUCAAGGAUCAUAUCAAUAUCGCACCGAACGGGAUCAUGUAUGCGAAACCUGAAAUUCGAAAGUCCCUGCUGGCAAAGAUGUUGAGUGAAAUUCUCGAGACCCGCGUCAUGGUCAAGAGUGGAAUGAAAGUCGACAAGGAUGACAAGACACUGCAGAGGUUGUUGAAUAACAGGCAACUUGCCCUCAAGCUUAUCGCCAACGUCACCUACGGCUAUACCUCAGCGUCGUUUUCCGGAAGGAUGCCGUGCUCAGAGAUUGCGGACAGCAUUGUACAGACUGGCCGCGAAACGCUCGAGAAGGCAAUUGCUCUGAUCCACUCGGUCGAGCGUUGGGGAGCGGAAGUGGUCUACGGCGAUACUGACAGUCUCUUUGUCUACCUCAAAGGCCGAACAAGAGAGCAAGCCUUUGACAUUGGUGAAGAAAUUGCCGACACAAUCACGAAGAUGAAUCCUCGACCGGUCAAGUUGAAGUUCGAAAAAGUCUAUCAUCCGUGCGUUCUACUUGCGAAGAAAAGAUACGUGGGGUUCAAGUACGAAAAUCGCAACCAGACUGUACCAGACUUUGAUGCCAAAGGAAUCGAAACUGUGCGUCGAGACGGCACUCCAGCCGAGCAGAAGAUCGAGGAGACGGCACUAAAGCUCCUGUUCCGCACCUCUGACCUGAGUCAGGUCAAAGCUUUUUUCCAGUCUCAAUGCGCCAAAAUCAUGCAAGGCCGGAUUUCCAUCCAGGACUUUUGUUUCGCUCGAGAAGUCAAGCUUGGGACUUACAGUGACAAACAACCUCCACCUCCUGGUGCACUUAUCAGCGCUCGAAAAAUGGUAGAGGAUCCGAGGCUGGAACCGCAAUAUGGCGAGCGAGUACCCUAUGUGGUUGUUACAGGCGGACCAGGCGCCAGGUUGAUCGAUCGUUGUGUAGCGCCAGAAGUCUUACUCAAUGACGCGCACUCGGAGCUCGACGCGGAGUAUUACAUUUCCAAGAACAUCAUCCCACCCCUUGAACGCAUCUUCAAUCUGGUGGGGGCAAAUGUCCGCCAAUGGUACGACGAAAUGCCAAAAUACCAGCGUAUCAGGAGAGUAGACGGUGGGCUUGGUACAGAAGGUAAAAACAGUGCGAGGGCUCAAAAGACCAUGGAGUCAUACAUGAGAUCGUCGACAUGUCUUGUUUGUCGCGAUCGACUGGACACUCCGGCUCCGCUGUGUGACAAGUGCUCUCAGCAGUCUCCGCAGACUAUGCUAGCACUCCGGUCGAGGCUGAUGAAAGUUGAGAGAAAAGCGGCACAACUCGCCAAGGAAUGCUUCUCGCGCCUCCAGCAUCUCAAUCUUCGUUACGAUCGGAAGCAUGGCAUCCCCUCCAAGGCGGACAAAUCUGGCAUGCAACUACUGCCGUUACAGGUGGGCUGGGUCCAACAGUACUUCGAGGAUAGAGGCCUGGAGUGCGUAUACCAAGACGCCGCGUCUCCGAGAAUUGACAGACAUGAACCGAUUGAUGCUCACCUGGGUCGAUUGAAUGCAAUCGAGGAUGUUCUACGGCAACACUCAAUGAUUAUCAACUCCUUGCGCCCAAACCCGCCACAGACAUUCGACACAUCCUCCACACCGACGUAUACCUAUGAGGACAUAUCCUGCGUAAAUACGACUCAAACUCAGCAGGAUGAUGUGAGACGUGAUCGCUCUACAAGCAUAGUGAAUGAUGCGCCGGACAACUUCGCCAGACAAUCGGACGAGCAAGUGCCUCCACUGACGAUCCCCCUCGGUCAUCAGACUAGCACAAGCAGUCUCCUUACACUCUCUUCCAUGCGCUCUCUGGUGGGCGACUUCCCGGAGGAGUUUCUAUUCCUGGUAGAGGAGAAUCGUCCACAUCCUCCGUGGUUACAACACGUCGAAUUAGCGUCCGAUGAGGUAGGACAAGACAUUCUCCAGCUUGAGAACCCAUUCGCAAACACCUGUUUUGAGCGAUUCUGGACACUAGUGCAUCCGUACCGGCCCUUGUUUGACCUGGAAGACCUUCAAUCACAAUACGAGAGAACCUUGAGCGAAGGGAUCCAGGAGGAUCCACGCUCUGCCCUCGUUCUGUCUCUCCUUGCAUUAGGAGCAACUGCCUUGGACCCUAUCGAAGCCGCCGCAACCAAACACAGCGGUGAUGCGAUGGUCAGACGAGCUCUUCGCAUACUAGUUCCGACAUGGGCCACGACAUUUAGCGGAGAUCUCGUUCUAUCUCAGGCACUCAUUCUUUGCGCGCUUUACUUCUGCUAUGUGGUCGACCCACUGAUGGCCUGGAGGCUUACACAUAUGGCAUCCACAAGUGUGCAGCAAAUGCGCAGAGAACAUUUGUCCAAAAACACCAAUGAAGGUGUCAUCAGAGUCAGUUGGGCGUGCUUCUUAAUCGAAUGCGAUAUCCUUGCCGAAUUCCAUCAACCCAGAAGUGGUAUCGAACCGCUGGUUGAUCGGAUGCCCUUUCCUGCAUACAGCAACGUCACAGCGUUAGAAAGCUUGUACUCAUUGGCCGACAUAUCGGCCAGGUCCUUGCUCAAUCGAAUUCACCAUACGAUGUACUUCACGGACAGUCUCUCCCUAUAUGCAGGUCGGUCACAAAACUCAGGCGGGAUCCUCUCGUCUGAUCCCGAUGCUUCAUUAUUAAGAGUUUGCGAAGAACUCGAUCGCCAGCUUGAAACGUGGUAUGAAUCGCUACCAGAGGCCAUCAAACCAGAUCUUUGGGGCAGACCCAGGGGCAGUGACCAAGCUUGUGUUCUGCGCCUGAGAUAUUGGUCCGCCAAACACAACAUCUAUCGACCUUUUGUGGUCUAUGCGGCGUCACGGGCUACAGAACAUGAGGGAAGCAUACCGGUGGCGGCUCUUGAGCGUUGCCGGCUAUGCCUCUCUGCGAGUCGAAUAUUCUUGCUAACUGCUGGCCAUGUUCUGUCGAGCAGAAGUCCAUACACUUUUAGCACAGCACAGUGGUAA
Molecule: messenger RNA, 6600 nt
Organism: Fonsecaea monophora
Lineage: Eukaryota; Fungi; Ascomycota; Eurotiomycetes; Chaetothyriales; Herpotrichiellaceae
Exons: 6
Coding region: 1-6600 (2199 amino acids)
Biological process (GO): double-strand break repair via homologous recombination; DNA-templated transcription; error-prone translesion synthesis
Cellular component (GO): zeta DNA polymerase complex; nucleus
Molecular function (GO): nucleotide binding; DNA-directed DNA polymerase activity; DNA binding
Source: RefSeq, a predicted model, not a curated record